AUGUCAACCCGGAGACCUGGGAGGACCUCGCUUAGAACACACCGACCUGUAAAAGAGAGUGAAGACUGUCGCAACCUUCUACGAAGCAAACCGGUUCGCCGCCGCAAAGCCAAAAGGGAUGGUCGCAAGUCACAAGUGUCUCGGGUCCUCAAUGCCAACGGCCGGACACCUUCAACAUGUCCCCACUGUCAAAGCACAUUCCGCGCACGAAUUGGUCUCGUCAAAAACCUUCAGAAGCAAUUUGUCAACAACCCGGCAACGUCAACUUCUCCUCCCACGAACAUUCCUGCCGCAAACACCUCGACGACGAACACCCUCAUAACUGACGACCAGGUCCCUGAUGCUCCGCCGAUAACGAUUCCCGGCACCAUCUACCCUGCCUCAACCCAUGUGUCAAUCGCAGAGACCGGCGCCGCCAACGCCACGACCUCUCACUCUACGUUGCCGAUGGGAUGA
Spirometra erinaceieuropaei is the source of this 456-nucleotide messenger RNA. NCBI's taxonomy places the organism in Eukaryota, Metazoa, Platyhelminthes, Cestoda, Diphyllobothriidea, Diphyllobothriidae. The record is from the annotation of a GenBank genome assembly.